AUGCAAAAACCCACUGUCGGGCAAGGGAUUCAAUACAGCGGGAAGACUAAAAACCACUGCCGAAACAUCCAGAUCGUGGUCAACCUAUUCGGCGUCAUCAUCGCGGUCGAACCCGCGGCUUCGGGGAGCGCUCACGACAUGACAAUUUGGAAAUAUUCCGCGCCCGUGGUCGAUCGCGACGCGCACUUCGCGGAGGGCGAGAAACUUGGGGCCGACCCGGGGUACAUCGGAGCCGACCCGAACCUGGACGUCGCGCCCGAUCAGAGCAAGUGCAAGACGCCGGAGGAGAAACGCGCCGCGGACGCGCAACGUCGACACCGGUUCGUCGUGGAGUACUCCAUCGGCGUUGUGAAGCGAAACUUCCCGAUGGUGGGUUGCCCCGGAUCCACGUACACGAAGUCGCCGAACCACUUCGGAGCCGCUUUCGCGGCCGCGUGCGGUCUUCAGAACUUCAUCUGGAAGACGCGCGGCACUGCGCCGCGGGGCGAGAAGUAUCUCUCGGGGGCGUGGGAGGAGUGGGAGGAAGACGCGAUGCGCGAUAAUUUCAGAAGCAACGACAGUCAGUUCUUCAACGACCCCGCGCUCCUCGACCCGCGGACGGGCCACGAGGCGCGGGUCGUCGGGCGCCUCGACGUGUUGUAG
Molecule: messenger RNA, 642 nt
Organism: Micromonas pusilla CCMP1545
Lineage: Eukaryota; Viridiplantae; Chlorophyta; Mamiellophyceae; Mamiellales; Mamiellaceae
Exons: 1
Coding region: 1-642 (213 amino acids)
Source: RefSeq, a predicted model, not a curated record